AUCUGUCGGGUUGGCUGAGGUUGCCUCGGAGGCGGCGGGAGGCGCGGCAGGGCGGCUGGCGAAGCGGCUGGCGGGUGCCAACUCCCGAAGGCCGCCGUUGGGGCGAGGUGUCCUCAUGACUUCUCUUGCGGACCAUGUCCAUGAUCUUUUUUGCCUGCGUGGUACGGAUGAGGGAUGGACUGCCCCUCUCAGCCUCUACUGACUUUUACCACACCCAAGAUUUUAUGGAAUGCAGGAGACGGCUCAAGACGUUAGCCUUGCAGCUGGCCCACUACCCAGGUCGAGGUUCCACAGAAGGUGGUGACUUCCGUAUAUAUUUUUCAUCUUCAGGGAAUGUAGCCUGCAUGGCUAUCUGCUCCCACCAGUGUCCAGCAGCCAUGGUCUUCUGCUUCCUGGAGACCCUAUGGUGGGAAUUCACAGCUUCCUAUGACACCACGUGCAUUUGCCUAGCCUCCAGGCCAUACGCUUUCCUCGAGUUCGAUAGCAUCAUUCAGAAAAUGAAGUGGCAUUUUAACCACAUCAGUUCCUCUCAGAUGGAGAGCAGCUUGGAAAAAGUUCAGGAGGAGCUUGAGAUCCAGCCUCCAGUGGUUGUCACUCUGGAGGACACAGACGUGGCAAAUGGGGUGGUGAACGGUCACACACCAAUGCAUUUGGAGCCUGAAAUGAUUUUCACUAGACACUUACUUUUUUUUAAUUGUGAAGCUCCUAAUUUCCGAAUGGAACCAGUGACAGCCCUGGGUAUCCUCUCCCUUGUCCUCAACAUCAUGUGUGCCGCAUUGAAUCUCAUUCGUGGAGUUCACCUUGCAGAACAUUCUUUACAGGUUGCCCAGGAGCAAAUUGGAAACAUUCUGGCUUUUCUUAUUCCUUUUGUAGCCUGCAUUUUCCAGUGUUAUUUGUACCUGUUCUACAGCCCAGCCAGGACUGUGAAAGUGAUGCUAAUGCUGCUCUUCAUUUGCCUGGGCAACGUGUACCUGCAUGGGCUGAGGAACCUCUGGCAAAUCCUCUUCCACAUAGGAGUGGCUUUUCUGUCUUCAUAUCAGAUACUGACAAGGCAGCUUCAGGAGAAGCAGUCCGAUAGUGGAGUGUAAGGAUGACACAAUGUGAUGAAUGGACCCUUUGGUUUUCUUUUGAAGGUCAAUCUGUAUCUCCCUUCUUGCUUCUCCACUUAUCUCAAGUUUCCAUCCUUGAAGUUCCUUUCAACCAAACUGGACUGAAAAACUAAAAACUGAAGAUUUUUAACAUGUGCAGCCGAAGUCAUGAGGUCACUUGGCUUUGUGGUGAAUUGUGGAAUCUCCAGUUCACCAUGUUUACUUAGGAUGGUAGAAUCUGGGGGUUCACUCAGAAAGAGCAUUAUUGGGAGAUCAGAAUGGAAAUAUCGUGGUCUUUUAAAUUGAAUGAUGCGAUAAGCCACUAGAUUUAAUACCACUAAUUUUAGUAAUUGGCAGUUGUCUCUAAGGAGCCACUUUAAAAUCCAAAUGAGCUUUUUAGUCUAAAUAUGACUGGUUAGUUUUUUUUGUUUGUUUGUUUGUUUUUUACAGGGCCGGUACAACAUGAAUUAAAAACUUUAAAAUGUGGUUUAUAAGUAUAAGCUAGAUAAAUUUUGUUUACAUUUUUUGAUAACUUAGGUUCAAUAUGCCUUUGGGAUAUUUAAAUAUAUUUUAGAUAUAAAUUGAACUUCAUUUAGGGUGAAGACAAACUGAAGCUGAAAAGAAAAUGGUUAAGAAAUCUGUUUAUUUAAUUUAUGUAAAGACUUUCAUGGUGGUGGGGCUAUGUGGGUACAGAAAUGUUUUGUAUUUAUUUACAGGGUAUAUCUGAGUACUUUUAAAAUUAAUUGAGUAAGCAAUACUAUUGGCUCAUAAGCUUUUGAGCACAAGAAGAAAUGAGAAUAUCAGGAAAUAUCCUUAUAAUUGCUCACAAACUGGAGUAGGUGAAUGACAUGGAUUCAGUGACACUUUGCAGACCCAGUUGGAAGAGGCUCCUGUCAUCAGCCUUUUAAAUAGCAGCUGAGUGCCUGUCAUUUUAAUGAUAAUGAAUACUUGACCCUGUCUGCCUGUUCCCAGAGGGCCUCCCAAAUUAAUUACUCCUCUACACCUUUCCCAGUAAUCUUAAUUAGCUCAAGGACCUCAUUUUUUCAUGAACACCAGUUAAAUAGAUGUUAACUUUUUAAAGCUUUAUAAAGAUAUGAUUAACACAUGCUCUGGAAGGUUACAUUCAUUGUCAAAAAAUUGAUCAUAAUACAGUUUUCCAAAAUACAGUUCUGAAUAAGAUUCCUUCGGUCUUCAGAAAUUUCAGCCUGGGUUGUCUAGUACCACUCAGGAGGCCAUUUCGGCGGUUUGCCUUUUGGAUUGUUCUUUGUAGAAGUCUGGAAUCUGACUAGCUCAUUCACAGGUGCAUGGAAUACUUUGGGUGAGUUAUGUGGCCUUGAUAAAUUUAAAAAAUUCUAUUUUGAUAGUUCUUAAAAGUGGAAAACCAUUGCCGGAGUUACUGAGUAGGUGGGGAGAGUGAGAAUGUAGUUGUGGGGAAUUCAGUUGUAUUCACUUAUUACUGCUAUUGUAUUGUUAUUGAGCUACCUUGGUAUCAUUUUAACAAAAACAAGUUUAUAUGACUGGGAACUGUGUUGUGAAAAUGUUGCAAUGGUAAUGUUAUUUUCCUAUAAUAGAAUUUUGUAUUUUUAGCCAAACAUAAAAUAUCUGGAUGUGGAUAUUAUAUUGGCAACAUCCUCAGAUAUAAAAUCCAAAGUUGUCUCUCCAUUGAUUUCACAUCUGCAUAAUUUUCUGCAAAUGCAGCAGGUGAAUUUUCAGUCUUUCUGAAGAGGUGGUAAAAUGGAAUGGGAAGCCAGGAAGGGAAGAAAAAUCCUUUUAAAUUAGAAGUACAAGAAAGCUGUUAAAGUUGAUAAGAACAGCUUAAAAAUGUAUUGUUUUCUUUUUAAGCCUGUCUGGUAUUGGUGAUGCCCUGUAGCCCUGUACUCCAGAUGCUUCAGGUUUCUGAGCCUGUGCUCCACAUUCAGGAAGCAGUAAAGAAACAGUCCUUGAAGAUGAGUUUUUCCUGGUGAUUGCUUCCUGCCCACUGAGGCACCAGUGGGAAUGCCAUCCACACUUAGGUGAACGUGGUCUUAGCUAAUAUCUACGUGGGGUUUGAGAUUUAUUUUUGCAAACAAAAGGAAAAGAUGCACUAGAAAAACAGUACAAAUAAUGACUACAAAAACAUUUUUUAACUGAAAUGCAGCUAAAAGAAACCUUAACUCACUAGAGGAAGAGAUAGGAAAGAAGUUCUGACAAUUUCAUCCAUGGGAAAUCUCAGGCUUUGGGUUGACUUGGUUCAGGCUUGGAGGUUUGUAGCCCCUUGUGUGAUCCUUGAUGACAGAAAGCUGGUUCCAGAUCUGAGGCGUUAUCCUUAGUCCAUCAUGGACUGACUCACUCCUAUCACCUUUGUUUUCCCAGUGAUUAAGUGCUACCUACCUGACCUCACAGGCUAGAUCUGGCAAUAGGUGGAAUACUGUUGAAGACAAAACCUUAAAGGUGCCUUCUGGUAUCAGGUGCUGCAAAAUCUUGAGCAUCAGAGUGCGUUAAGUCCCAUCUCUUGUAUCAGGGUCAGUGUGGCUCAGUGCUCUUAGGGUUUCCCAACCACGGAACCAAAGCCCAAAGGGUUUUCACUUCCCCAAGUAUCCUAAUGAAGGAAACAUGUAGUUUCUGGUAUAUUUUCCCUAGGCCAGCCUUGUCGUAAUGAGGAAUGUACCUGGCUUUUCUUUUCCUAGGUGGAGAUAGCUAGGGGCACAUUUGGGGUGGCAGGCCCUCUCAGGACCAGAAGCCCCACUGCCUGCGGAGAGGGAAAUGUGACCAUAGGCUCCCAGUUUUGUUCCUUGGCUUGCACCCUGUUAUCUGUGAACUCUGUUGACAUACAUCAUGAACCAGGGCACAACAUUUUAAAGUUCUUUAAGGGGUACAGAAAAGGUAUUGGGAAGAAUGCUGAAAUUAAAACGUUUAAUCAUUUUCAUCAGCCUCACCUUGAGAUCCUCUGUUCUUUUCUAGGUACACUGUUCUCCAAUUCCCCUGCCUCUUUCCACCUCUGCCCCACACACUUCAGCCUGGGGACUGAGGCUGAAACUGGAGUUGCUGGAGGGAUGCAAAAGCCACCUUUAAUUAUAAUUGAUAGGAUGGGUAGAGGAGCUUCAGAGAGGGAGCAGAUUGCAUUUAGGUCUAGUCCUCUCACUGGCCUGGGAGUCAGGUCUCAGAGGGGUGUAGCACUUUGAUGUUCAGCACUGCUUAGAGCAAGGUGGCUGUUAGGGGCAUGGGAACCUGGAGGUAGGUGGGGAGCAGAGCUGGGGUCUGCAGCAGCUGCCCCUUGGCAUGUGUGGGCCGCAUACUGCACCUUCAUCCAUCCCCAAAGGGCUCGACCACUCAUUGUAACAGCAGGACAGAGGCCCUCAGAGAACAUGCUGUUUGCUUGCAUAGUGCAGCUCAGGUGAGGACAGGCAGGGAAGGGAGUGUUUACAGUGAUCAGAUGGGCCCAGCAAACCCCUGCUCAGACAUUGCUCAUAUUCCAAAUGUUCUUACAUAGGAUCCUGCACAGGUCUGGGAAAGCUCUGCCUGUGUACUGUGAAUGUUAAUAAUAGUGGAGGAAGAGAGAGUAUAUGUGCCCUUGAGAGACAGGGCCAGGGGGAGCAUACCAGUCAGCUGGUCAAUGGCUUGGAGAUUGGCUUGGCUCUUCCAUUCAGUCCUGUGUCACUGUGGGCAUGUCACUGCCUAUCCAGCCUCAAUUUCCUCAUUUGGGAAAGAGCGAUAACAUCAACCUGCUCCCCUGGCAUGCUGUUGUGAGGAUCAAAAGUGGCAGUGGAGGGGAAUACUGGGUGAAUCCAUCGUUCGUGUGCGGGCAGAGAAAGGCUUUGAGUUCAGCGGGUACACGCAGGUUCUUCUGCAUGCUUCAGUCAGCAAAGCACAGCCCUGUCUUCUGGGCUUUUCAGAAAGGCAUUUUAUGAUACUGUAGUGUAAAUGGCCUCAUUCUUUCACUACAGAAAGUUAGCAGCCUCUCUUUCCCCACAUGAACCUGUCCCUCACUUCCCAGGCACAGAGGCUGUGGUACCAUUGGUGUUUGGUCUGUUCCAGGAUACAAAGAGGCCAGUUCUGCUAGUUGUACCAAACCUCAGUGUUCAUCCCCCACUCAAAAAAAAAUCUCUGAUUCUCCAUUCUGGGAGCAGUGAUGUCAAACUUCUGUUGCUGGGGAAACCUCCUCAGCAGGGGACCUGUGGAAAAGGGCUUGUUAGUAAAAUCUGGGAAUGGCUGGAUAUGGAAACAUCUGCCCAUGUGUACUGAUGGCAGAGCUGUUGUCCACAAGCACCUUUAAUUAGGGUAGAAUUAUCAGACCCAUUCUGUUCCUCUGACUUGUGCUCAGUACAUAUAACCUUUAACCCUUACAUUUAUAUGAUUGUGGGGUGGCUUCAGAAGUACUAUUUAAUGAAUUAUUCAUAUGACUUGACCUUCAGGAUUCUAUUUUGUUUAAUGGACUUUUCUAUUAAGAGCGUAAAAGAUUGAGGCUGAUUCAGUCAGGGCAAACCAUUUACUCCACAUACUCAUUUCAAUUUCUCGCUGUGGAUGUUACACAAGCUUCUUACUGUUUUCAUGUAACAACAAAAAUCUAUUUUGAGUAAAUGAUGGGUAGGUUUUAACAAACUUUCACGUAGUAGUAAAACCUAAACUUGUGUUAAUGUCUGUAAAGAACGUAUAGACAUUUAUAUACUAUGUAUAUAUAAAUUAAAUGA
Molecule: messenger RNA, 5755 nt
Organism: Cynocephalus volans (Philippine flying lemur)
Lineage: Eukaryota; Metazoa; Chordata; Mammalia; Dermoptera; Cynocephalidae
Gene: SEC22C
Product: SEC22 homolog C, vesicle trafficking protein
Exons: 7
Coding region: 135-1088 (317 amino acids)
Biological process (GO): endoplasmic reticulum to Golgi vesicle-mediated transport
Cellular component (GO): membrane
Source: RefSeq, a predicted model, not a curated record